This is a messenger RNA of Hemicordylus capensis (graceful crag lizard), 13662 nucleotides long. RefSeq names its product myosin XVA (gene MYO15A). The transcript is spliced from 64 exons. Bases 865 to 11868 code for a protein of 3667 amino acids. The record is from RefSeq and is a predicted model, not a curated record. Gene Ontology annotation, molecular function: cytoskeletal motor activity; protein binding; ATP binding. Gene Ontology annotation, cellular component: myosin complex; cytoskeleton. NCBI's taxonomy places the organism in Eukaryota, Metazoa, Chordata, Lepidosauria, Squamata, Cordylidae.
CCAAGGGUCUGAUUUGGUAUAUGGCAACUUCUUUUGUCCAUAUGUUCCUAUUUGUUGGAUGCAGUUUGGCAGAGCUGGAAAAAUGAAGAGGAUGGUCAUCUCUGAGUCCCCUUUCUUCUUCCUUCCUCUGACUUCCUUUAAAACCUCUUUAUUUCUUCUUCAUGAAGAAAUCUCCAUGCAGAGACGGAGCGGCCCACUUACAUUAUUCAUAUGGACAUGAGCCCAGGAGAUACGGUUACAUUCCAACUGCACAGUGACUAUCCCUUAACUUCUUAACUCCCGGCACCCUGCAUAAAGCACAAAGCAGAAGACGGGGACGAAAAAGCUGCCGACUGGUAGAAUGUGAUGGAAUUCCGAUGAGAAGGAGAACACUAUUCCUCUAAAAACCAAGUUGGGGAAAAGCUUCCAGAAGAUGAAUUGUGGAGGCCAUGUCUGCUGUGGGUUCGAUCAUACAUUAAAUCUUUCCAGGGCAGUGAAGAACUAAGGAGGUCAACAGUGCAUCGGUCGGAGGGAAGGAAGAGUACAAGCAAUGGCUUGCCCAACCUAAUCAAAAGGUAAAUGAAAGCAAGACAGUUAUCUCUGUUUCUGAACCUCAUUGCCAUGAAGAAGGCCCUUAAAGCAGGGGAAAGCAUGUCCCCGUUGCUGCUAUAAAGACAUUUCAGGGUGGCUUAAAGAUUGAAGAGGUGGCAGAAACAUGUGGCUUUGGCACUGAGACUUUGUCAUCACUGCUCUGAGGGAAGGAUUCUCCUUCUCUUCCUUCUCCUCUGCCUCCCCAUGGAUGCUCUUGUCCACCUCUGCCCAAGGGCAGAUUCCAUCGCCAAGCCACAGGUGCAAAGGAGAGGAUGAGCCUCCACCACUGAGGAGAUGCCUAGGAAAGGGAAAGAUGAAGGGAAAGGCGGGAAAGGGAAGAAGGGCAAGGCCGCCACUGAGGAGGAGGAAGCGUCGGAAGCGGAUGUUGCCGAGGAGAGUGAGGUGGCCAGCGAGGUGGCACAGGAAGAGGAGCUGGUGGAGGAAGACGAUCCCAAGAAGAAGAAAGGGAAGGACAAGAAAGUGGCAGCCAAAGAUGCAAAGAAGCAACUUAAAGGGACUUCCAAGCUGGUCAUGGGCCUGGCAACCGACGAAGCCAAGAAGAAGAAGGGAGCCAAGAAGGAUGCCAAAGCCCAGCUGAAAGGAGCCACCAAGGCCAUGGCCAUUGCCAAGAAGGAGCCGGCAGCACCGCCUAAGAAAAAGCGGAGUCUGAAGAGCACCUCCAAGCUUUUCAUGGGCUUCAAGAGGUUGGGCCUCAAGCGGCCCAAGAAAGGCCAGUUCAAGAACACCUCCCGCUUCUUCUGGGGGCUGAAGAAACACAGCACCGAGAAGAAGAAGAAGAAACAGAAGAACAAGGCGGUGCUGAAAUCCACCUCCAACCUCAUGAUGCGCUUUAAGUCUCUCGGGAAGAACAAGACGAAGUCGAAGAAGAAAGAGACGCCCGGCAGUGGGACGAAAAAGCCGGCGUUCAUGUUGAUACGGCUGGGAGGUGGCGGGAAAACAGAUCAGAAGGCCAAAGGAGGCGGGGUCUUUGGCAGCCUGUUCCAAAGGAAGAAGCCGAAUGAAAACUUCAAGCCCCGGGCCCAGAUUAUUAGCAAAGUGGCUGCUGCCACCAGCUGGCUAACCAGAAGGUUCCUGGCCCGACGCGGGAGGUACAUGUAUGACGAGAGGGUUGCCAACGAGGCCUGGCUGACCCGAAUCGGAGCCAAGAAGCUUCCCUUUCCCUCCGGGGAUGAGGUUUUGAGGCAUCGCGCAAACAUGAGGAAGGGUCCCAGGAGCAGUGAGAUUUAUGGCCACUCCCAGGAAGAAUUUGGCUACUGGGACAACUUGGAUUCUGCUGCUCCGCUUGAUUACUACGAUGGCUACCAAGGAGAUGGCAUUUAUGUCCCGCAGGAGCCUUCCCCAUAUGGCUAUUCGGAGCAAUACAGCAGGCUUCCAGCAGAUGAACAAUACGGGCCGUUUGAGGAACCGGUGGACUACUAUGGCCCCCUGCCCCAAGACCAAUAUGGCUACAACUACGAAGAGCAAGGGUAUGAACCCAGUACUGGUUAUUCACCCUACGAACCUUAUGAUGACUACAGGAGUGGUUUCGAAGAGCCCCCAGGACUGCCUGGUCCCCUUUACACAGGGGAAGAGGAAAUGGAGUAUCCCGAGGAUAUGUACCCUUUGCAGGAGGUCGGCGAUGGUGAGCAUGAAUGGCCACCUCACAUCCAGUCCUCAUACAAUCCCUAUGCCCAUCCACUGAACGACAUUGCAGAGAUGGAUGAGGCAGAGGGAGUAGAUGAAGAAACAGGGGAUUAUCCAUUUGGCUUGUCUAAUUUUUCCUUUUUUGAACAGCAAGGGAUCGGGAAAAGUUUUGCUCCUAAGCUGUCCUUAAAUAAGAAUUUCCGGCUCUUCCCAAGGCCCCAGGUGAAGUUGUUUGGCAUGGAAAAGCUUGAUGUCCCCCUCCUUCCUUCCCCACACAUCUGGGAUCAAGAGGAGGAAGAGGAAGAAGAUUUGGAGCCCUUGACUUCUCCUUUUGCUCAGGCUGAUGAUGGGAAUCUGGAACCUUCCAGGUCACCUGGGACCAUCUCAAAGCUGUUGUCUGGCAGUUUUGUGAAGAAGCUCCAAAAAGGAUUCUCCUCAAACCCAACCCAAACAAAUGUAGGACUAGGUACAAGCAAGCGAGGUGUCUCCCCAAGAGAAUGUGGAAGCCCUCUGGGGCAGUUUCUCCAAAAAUCCCUCACACAACCCAAACCCAUCCUAAAGCACCGUGGGAAUGAAGGGACAAAGAGGCCUCCAACCCCUUCCCCGAUUAGGAAAGCCCUGUCUUCGUUGUUCAGUGAGAGCAGAUCGAUGGAGCCAUCUUCUCCUCAUCUAGAAACUCGGAACUUGGGGAUGCCCAGUUCCACCUCUUCCCCAAAAUCUAUGCGGCAGUUUGGGGGUUCAGAGAAGCAUAGCUUCCCUCUUCCUUCUUCACAUCCUGCCGCAAAAUUACGCAACGCCCUUCAGGAAGAGCUGCAGAACACACUUGGGUUUGACAGCUCAUCUUCCUACAAAAAGCCACCCCAUGGCCUUCCCUUGCCUGGGAGGAAAUUCAGCCAAACAGCCAUGAACGGCAACAACUCCCAAGGGCCCACUUCACCUCAGUUUCCCCAAAGGCAAAACCCAUCCUCUUCUCUGCAAAGUUCGAGAUCAUUCGGCUUGAACAGGUCGCCAAUGGACUUCCACACGCCCCAGGCAGGUAAUCCUUUCCAGCAAUGGCCUGGUGGUCAUGUGUCUUCGCAGGGGCCUCCCUCGUGGUCCACAAUGGGGCCUGAAAACCCUUCCUUCAAAGGGAGGGGUUCGCUCACUCCUUCUUUGGGGAGAAUGGCCCCCGCACCAGUAGAGGAACCCCCUGUUCCGUUACGGAAGCCAGCUGGUGGAGGGAAGCCGCCCCAAGAUUUCAAGUUCAAACGGCCAUCUUUCUCUGAGCCAAAAGCGCCGAAUCCAUUUGCAGGUCGACGGAACCCAUCGUCCUCUAGUUUAGGGACAGUCCACAGCCUGAGGAGUGAGGCCCCUUUCCGGGCGUCACCGUCUCAGCUUUCCCUCCAGUCCAAUGCUUCCAGGUUUCAUGAUCCUGCCCUAACUAUGACCGCUGGGAGGUACACUCCAGCAGGAUUCAGUAAUCCCACUCCGCCAUCGCCUCAGCCCUCCCUCCGGCAUUUUGGGCCACCUCAGAUCCCCAGUUCCCCACGGCUUUUGCACAGAAUGAGCCGUUCCGCCAUGGCGGCCCAUGGGAGGCUCCCGCAGGCAUGGAACAGGCAGCCCGAGCCUCCAACCAAAGCGGUGAAGCCGUUAAUGAGGAACCAGUUUAUGAUGCAGUUUGGUCCCCAGUCUCCUGUCUUGCCUGCAAGGAGCAACUCCCCUCACAUGCUGACCCGGCAAGGGAGCCGCCGGUUCACCAUCCGAGAGUCUCCCCUAGAUGCAAUGCCUCAUGUCCAUCCUUUCGAUGAUGCCUGUGGGCCAGGAGUGGCCCAGUGGCCGCCACAUCAGAGAUGGGACCACGCUGCUGCAAGCGGGAUGCCCUCACCACAGAUGGGAGCGGUCGGGAGCCUGGGGGGCAUUUCGAGUUUGCAUCCACCCCCAAGUCCUGCUCCCGGCACCCCAAAGGCCUUCCUGCAGCGCAUUGGCCAACCUCUGGCUGGAAUGGCACCGCCUGCUUCCUCCAGGAUUGUGGGCAGCAUGGGAGAAGAGAAUCCAUACCUGGCGUCGUUUGCUCAGCCUCCGGGAUUGUCACCUGCUCGUUCCAGGCACCCCUUCUCACAGUGUCCUCCUUCUCCUACUCCGUCACUGAAGCACAUGGGAGAGUCACUGACGCCAACACUGGGACGUAACGUUAUGGGUGGCAAUUUGCCCUAUGGUAGCCCCAGCGCUCUGCGAAGGAGACCAGACCUCAGUCCCUUAUCCCAACGAGCGGUUUCGUUUGGAGGGCCCAAUGCCAUGGGGAGAGGGGGGCCCAACUUUGGUGGGCCACCACCCUUUCAAGAUCCGUAUAACAGACUCGGCAGACCGGGACCCGCCCCUUUGACUGCGGAGAUGCUAGGAAACAUCAUGGACGACGGCAUGGGGAGAUACGCGGUGGUCAUGCCCCAGGUUCAUCAGCGGAUGGCAUCCUCCUUCAGGGGGUCGCCCCGGAUGCAAAACCAGCCCUGGUCUGACUAUCACACUGUGACGGUUCAUGGGAUGCCAGACGACUGGUCCUCGGCAAAGCUCUACCAACAGCCUCCUGCGGAGAACCUGAGCCGGCAAUCUUCCCGACGAGGGACGAAGAGCGUGGCGUGGUAUCUGACGCGGGGAACGUCCAUGCACGACUACGAAUAUGCCAGGUCAAGCAAGAAUUGGCAGUGUAAGAUGCACUCCAUCCACAGCUUACAUUCUAUGACCCGCCCAGGGCAGCAGGAUGAAAAUGGUGUGGAAGACAUGACUCAGCUGGAGGACCUACAGGAAGGUGUGGUGCUUCGUAACAUCAAAAGAAGGUUUGACCGAGGACUAAUUUAUACCUACAUAGGCAGCAUCUUAGUAUCCAUGAAUCCCUACAAAAUGCACAACAUCUAUGGGACAGACCAUGUGUUGCAGUAUGAAGGGAAAGCCUUGGGGGAGAACCCACCGCACCUUUUUGCAAUUGCAAACGUUGCCUACAACAAGCUGAGAGAUGCCAAAAUCCACCAGUGUAUUGUUAUCAGUGGUGAAAGCGGCUCAGGCAAAACAGAAGCCACCAAACUGAUCCUCCGCUACCUGGCAGCAGUCAACCAGAGACGCACUGCAACCCAGCAGAUCCUUGAAGCCACUCCUCUCCUGGAAUCCUUUGGCAAUGCCAAGACCGUGCGCAACAACAACUCCAGCAGGUUUGGGAAAUUUGUGGAGAUCUUUAUGGAGGACGGACUGAUUUGCGGUGCCAUAACCUCCCAGUACCUUCUGGAGAAAUCGAGGGUCGUCUUUCAGGCCAAAGAUGAACGGAACUACCAUAUCUUUUAUGAGAUGCUAGCUGGCCUUCCUGCCCAGCUGAAGAGGAGAUUCUGCCUUCAAGAUGCAGAAACAUACUAUUACCUGAACCAGGGAGGUAACUGUGAGAUUCCUGGAAAACUGGACAUGGAGGAUUUUGAGAGGAUGAUCAAUGCCAUGGACAUCCUGCGUUUCAGCACCGAGGACCAGAACAGCAUCUUCCGGAUUCUGUCUUCCAUCCUCCACCUGGGGAAUGUCUACUUUGAAAAAUAUGAGACAGACUUCCAGGAGGUAGCUUCAGUGGUGAGUGCCAGAGAGAUCCGUGUGGUGGCUGAGCUGAUGCAGAUCUCCCCGGAGGGCCUGCAGAGAUCGAUCACCUUCAAAGUGACGGAAACCAUGAGGGAAAAGAUUCUCACCCCGCUCACCGUCGAAAGUGCUGUUGAUGCCAGAGAUGCCAUUGCCAAGAUCCUGUACUCCCUCCUCUUCAACUGGCUUACAGAAAGGAUUAACAAGCUGAUCUAUCCCAAGCAGGACACUCUCUCCAUCGCAAUCCUGGACAUCUAUGGCUUUGAGGAUCUUGGCAUCAACAGCUUUGAACAGCUAUGCAUCAAUUAUGCAAAUGAGUACCUUCAGUUCUUCUUCAACAAGAUCAUCUUCAAGGAGGAGCAGGAGGAAUACAUCCGGGAGCAGCUUGAGUGGAGAGAAAUCCCCUUCAACGACAACCAGCCGUGCAUCGAGCUGAUCGCCCAGAGGCCUCAUGGGAUUCUGCGGAUCCUGGAUGACCAAAGCAGCUUCCCUCAGGCCACAGACCACACCUUCCUCCAGAAGUGCCACUACCAUCAUGGCUCCAACGUGCUCUACUCCAAGCCGAAGAUGCCGCUGCCUGAAUUCUCCAUCAAGCACUAUGCGGGCAAAGUGACCUACCAGGUGCACAAGUUUCUGGAUAAAAACUAUGAUCAAGUUCGCCAGGACGUCGUAGAGCUUUUUGUCAACAGCAAAGUCAGACUGGUGGCCAACCUCUUCUUUACCUACGCUCAGCAGACCACCAUGAUAGGGAGGAGCAGCACCAACAAGCGGAGGUAUAAAGCCCCAACCGUGGCGGCCAAAUUCCAGCAGUCUCUCUUGGACUUGAUGGAGAAGAUGGAGAGAUGUAACCCUUUCUUCGUCCGCUGCAUCAAACCUAACAAUAUGAAGGCGCCUGACGUUUUUGAGUCCGAUGUCGUCAGCAACCAGCUGUGGAACUCGGGGAUUCUGGAGACCAUCCGGAUCCGGAAGGAGGGCUUCCCUGUUCGCAUCCCCUUCCAACUCUUUAUCGAUAGGUACCGCUGCCUUUUGGACAUCAGACCAGACAUCCUCCCUGACGGGAUCAACUGCGUGGGGGUAUUAAAGAAAUUGUGCCCAGUCACGCCUGACAUGUACUGCAUUGGAGCCACCAAGCUCUUCAUGAAGGAAUGUGUCUACCAGGAACUGGAGAGCAGGCGAGACCGAAUAGUUCACAUGGCAGUGCUGACCUUGCAGCGCUACACACGAGGCUUCCUGAUCAAGAGGCGUUUCUACGCUCUUCGCCACAGGCUCAUCCUCAUCCAGGCGCGGUCCCGUGGCUACCUUGUCAGGCAAAAGUGUCGGCGACUGAGGGUCAGCCUCGUCAAGUUCAGGUGUCUGGUCCACAUCUACGUGAAUCGCAAGAGGUACCUCAAGAGGAAGGAGGAGGAGCGUCGGAGGGCAGAGGCAGAGAGGAGAAAGGCUGAGCAGGAGCUGAGCCAACGAGAGGUGAUGAGAGUUGCAAAUCUGGAAAUCCCUGCAGAGCUGGUUGGACUCCUCAACACUGUGGCCGUCCACAAACAAGUGAAUGAAGACUGCGUCGUUCCCGUCCCUCGUCCCAAACUGCAGGCAGACUUCCAGCUUACUCUGCCACUGGACAUCAACAACUACCCCAUGGCCAAAUAUGUGCGGGCCCAUUUCAAGGAGCCUUUCAUGGGGAUGCUGACCAAGAGCCUGGCCUCCCCUCUCACGCUGUUGGACGAGGGCUUGGCCCCUGCAGCAGUUAGCCUCUUCAAGCUGGUCCUGCGCUUCAUGGGCGACCCUCACCUUGAAGGCACCCAGGAGAACCUGUUUGGCAACUACAUUGUGCAGAAGGGGCUGUCGACCCCAGGGCUGCGGGACGAGAUCUUGGUCCAGAUUGCCAACCAAGUCUGGCGGAACACCAACGUCCACAACGAGGAACGUGGCUGGCUCCUCCUGGCCGCCUGCUUCAGCGCCUUCAUGCCUUCCCCCAGCCUGUCCAAAUACUUGCUGAAGUUUGUGUCUGACUAUGCCUUCGAUGGUUACAAGCCCAUCUGCCAACACAAGCUCAUGCAAGCCAUGGCAAAUGCCCAGCAUGGCACUGAAGCCACCCGGGCCUAUCCGCCGACGAUGCUGGAGUGGACAACCAGCAGGGACAGAGUCAACAUGGCCCUGGAUAUUUUCUGCUUCAACGGAGAUCACUUCUCUUGCCCCAUCCAUUCCUGGACCACAGGAGAAGGCCUAGCUGAGGAUGUAUUGAAAUACAGGGGGCUGAAGGAUGGAUGGCGAGGCUGGUCAGUCACCAUGAAGGAUGGGGCCCAGUGGGCUGAAUUAGCUGGCCACGACUACGUUCUGGACCUGGUUUCGGACCUGGAACUGAUCAGAGGCUUCCCCAAGCAGAAGUCCUAUUUCAUCAUUGCCUCUGAAAUUCCAGAGAAGAAAAUGGGUGGCAGAGCAGUAUUCAGACAUGGCUUGGACUCAGAUGAGGAGGUCCCUCCCCCGCCAUCUAUGAGAGCCCCCACAGUGGCACCCACUAACCUUCCUGACUCAGAGGGAUAUUAUAGCCAUGUAGAUUCGGAUACCUUCAGUGAGCCCCGAAGCCAGAAGGGUUUGGAUCACUACCUGGACAGCCUCUUUGACCCUGUCCUCUCCUAUGGGAAUGGGGAUUUGGAGAAACCGGCAGCUGUCUCCUACAGGAUGAAAGGGGGAGGCCGGGUUGGAGGAGCUGACGGUGACAGUGCAGGCUCUGAUGUACCUCAGUUCUCCGGGAAGACGGAGGCUCCUUCGUUGGUGCAGCGAGCUCCAUUCCAGCAGCAGAGCUCGCUUCUGGCUCAGCGCAUGUCGCAACAGGUCGCUGCUCUCUGGCGGCAGCAUCAGGCGGCCGUUGACGCAUUCUCCGCCAAUGCGCCUCCAGCCUCCAGCCCCACCGCUUCUCGCCACAGAAGCCCCACCAGGACCCAGACAACGGGCAGCCCCGGCCCCAGGCCUCAUCCAGCCGUCCUCCUCCAGAGAGAAGCUGAGAAAGGAACUGUGGAUGGAGCUGGAGCAUCUCCAGACCUGGGGCAAGACAGGUCCAGUGUUCAGAAAACUGAUCCUGCCUCUAGGCUGCGCGCUGGGGAGCUCGUGAGGCAUUCCAAGCUGAACUCGGAACACAUCCCCGAGCCUACGCAGAACAUCCGCAACAUUAUCAAACAAUACGAACAACCUACUUGGGUCCCAGAGCUCAUCAGAAGGGAAGGUGGGAAAGUCUUCAUGAAGAAAAUAGAUCCCCACGAAGAAGCCUUGAGGAUCUUGAGAGGACAGAUGGCUGCAGUGCCAGCGCCUGCACAGCUCACUCCGACCGUCAGGGAAACAGUGGCCAAGGAGACGGUAGCCAUGGUGAAGCCUGUGACCAGUGCCAACGUUUCGAUGGUUGUGCCACCUGUGCCACCCACCUUUCGCCUGCUGCCCACCAUCACCAGAUCUUUUCCAGAUGCCUUUCCAGCGUCCGUCUCCCGGGAGCUACCAUCUGAGAACGAGCAGAUCCAAACGCGGCUUCACCACCCCUGCAGCGAGCAGUUCUACUCGUACCGCAACGUCUCUUGGAAGAUCUACCUCCGGAAAGAGGUUUUCUACCCAAAAGACAGCAUCAACAACCCUUUUCUGCUAGACCUCCUUUUCCGGCAGAUAUUCAACGAUACCCUGUCCGAAGCCUGCAUACGGAUCACCCAGGCAGAGCGGCUCCGCAUGAAAGCCCUCUUUGUGGAAAACAAGCUGGACUCCUUCAGCCCAGUGGCUGACGAAAGUGUCAAGAAAGAAAUAGUCCAUGCUGCCCGGGAGGGCUGGGAAGUCUAUUUCUCCCGUCUUUUCCCAGCCACGGGCAGCGUGGGCACCGGAGUGCAGAUCCUGGCAGUGUCUGACACAGGGGUUAAGCUGCUGAGGCUGGUCAAAGGGACCAACUUGCCCGGCGAACAGCUGCGGGUUCUGCGGGGCUACAGCUAUGGCGACAUCCUCUUUGUGUCCAUCCCCUCGAAGAACAUGCUGGAGUUCAACUUCACCAACGAGAAGCUCAUCCUGUUCUCACCCAAAGCUUCCCAGGUGAAGGCCAUGAUCGACUUUUUCAUCUUGGAGCUCAAGAAGGAUUCCCAGUAUGUGGUUGCCAUCAAGAACCACAUUGCAGAAGACCAGACCCUGCUGAACUUCCAUAAGGGGGACAUCAUCUGCCUGCGACCCAUGGAGGGCUUGGGAAAAGGCUGGAAGUUCGGGGCCAUCUACGGGAAAUCGGGCUUCUUCCCCGCUGACUGCAUCCAGCCGGUGGCAGCGCCGGAUUUCACCCACCUGCCUGUGGAGAAGGAGGAGCCCAGGGACAAACAGGGGAAAGUGGCCGUCCCCGCCUCGGUGGCUGUGGCUGUGGCAUCGGCAGCUGUGGCCCAAGAGCUCGACAAGAAGAUCGAGGUGUUCCCAGCCGGCAGCGAAUAUGCAGAGAGUCCCAGAGACCUUGCCAGAACCGAGGCUGACGGCCCACAAGGCAGCUCCUUCGCCAUGCAGGAGUUUGCCAAGAAGUAUUUCCGGGCAGGGCAGAGGGCAAAGAUGGAUUCCGACAGGCAGAAAUCCAAGAAAGGCGGCGAAUCCAAGGGUGUGGCUGAUAUCCUGAAAUUCACCAAGUCCCCCAUCCAAGAGUCGCUGAUUGAGUUCACUGACAGCAGCCUCAACAAGACUGCCGCAGAAGCCUUCCAAGCUGUGAUGAAGUUCAUGGGGGACCUGCCACUCAAGGGUCAAACAGAGAUGGAUGUGGUCUCCGCCCUUCUCAAGCUCUGUGGAGACCAUGAAGUUAUCAGGGACGAAGUCUUUUGCCAGAUCAUCAAGCAGCUCACAGAGAACACCAGCUCCAAGAUGGACAGCUGCCAGAAAGGCUGGAGGCUGCUAUACAUCCUGAGUGCCUACUACAGAUGCUCCGAGGUCCUCAAGCCUUAUAUUCUGUGCUUCCUCCAGGAGAUCUGCAGCAAUCCGGACUUGCUCUUCCAAGGUAUUGCCAAAGCCUGUGAGCAAAACCUGCAGAAAACCUUCCAGUUUGGCGGCCGGAGUGAAUUCCCUGGGAGCAUGGAGCUCAAAGCCAUGGUGGCUGGAAGGAGCUCCAAGCGCCAGCUGUUCCUUCUGCCCGGAGGGAUCGAACGGCACCUCAAGAUCAAAACCUGUUCGGUUGCUCUGGACGUGAUAGAAGAGAUAUGCUUCGAAAUGGGACUGCGGCGGCCAGAGGCCUUUGAUGAAUACGUAAUUUUUGCCGUUACCAACAGAAAUCAGAAUGUCCGGCCUUUGAACAAAAAGGAGUACAUCCUGGAUGUCACCAUGGAAAUGGAGAACGCAGAGAGCAGCUACCUCUUCUGGUACCGGCGUGUCACCUGGACCCAGCCGCUAAAAUUUGAUAAUGAGCUUUAUGUCACCAUGCACUACCAUCAGGUGCUACCCGAUUAUCUGAAGGGGCUGUUCAACACCCUCCCACCCAUGAAGCCAAGUGAACAACAGCUCCAACAGAUCUCCAAGCUGGCCGCUCUGCAGCACCGAGCGAAGGAUAGCGUCUGCCUGCCCACCCUACGAGAGGUCCAGGACUACAUCCCGCCCCAGUUCUAUCGCCUGCUGAAGGCCCAGUCAUGGCUGGACAUGGUCACGCAGCACACGCAGCAGGCACAGGCCCUAAGUGCCCACCAAGCUCGGGCACAGUUCCUAGGGCUCCUGAGUGCCUUCCCCAUGUUUGGCUCUUCCUUCUUCUACAUCCAGAGCUGCAGCAACAACACCAUCGUCUCUCCGUGCAUCUUGGCCGUGAACCAAAAUGGACUCAACUUCCUCAACAAGGAAACCCAUGAACCCAUUGUGACAUUCUCUCUGAAAGAGAUCCAGUCGACGCGCACCCAACGGCCCUCCGCGGGAGCCAGCUACCCCUAUGUGGAGAUCAUGCUGGGAGACUUGAUGUCUCAGAGGAUCACGCAGUUGCAGCUGGAGCAGCUUAACACUCAGAUGGGGCUGGAGCUCUGCCGUGUAAUUGCCACCCACAUGGAAAGUCUGCUGCAAGCCCGAGAAAAGAGACUGACGCUUCCUCCCAGUGAGAUUACACUGCUGUGAGCAGAGCGGUCAGGCUCCUCCGACUCUCCCCAAGGAGCCUGCAAUUCCAGGAGAGCAGACGACAAUACAGGGGUAUAGGCAGCUGCCUCUCCACACACACCCCCAGACCUGUUCCUCAUCACAUGCACUCCCAAUUCAAAUCAGGGUUGUGCCUCUGACAUCCUAGGAACAUAGGAAGCUGCCAGAUACCGAGUCAGACCAUUGGUCUCUCUAGCUCAGUAUUGUCUUCACAGACUGGCAGCGGCUCUCCAAGGAUUUAGACAGGAGCCUUUCCCAGCCCUACCUGGAGAUGCUGCCAGAGAAGAACAUAGGAAGCUGCCAUAUACUGAGUCAGCCCCUUAGUCCAUCUAGCUCAGUAUUGUCUACCCAGAUUGGCAGCGGCUUCUCCAAGGCUGCAGGCAGGAAUCUCUCUCAGCCCUAUCUUGGAGAUGCCGCCAAGGAGGGAACUUGGAACCUCAGAUUCUCUUCCCAGAGCCAAGCUCGGACUGGCCCACAGGGCAACAGGGCAUAUUCCUGGUGCGCCCUACCCCCGUUGCACCCCUGCGCCCCAACUCCCACCCUUAAUUACCUAUUCUGCUCAAAACCCGGCGCCCUCCCCACAUACAUCCCACUGCCCUCUCAGUGCCCCCAGUCCAGCCCUGCCCAGAGCAGCCCCAUCCCCUGAGGGGGAAUCUCUUACAGUGCUCACACAUCAAGUCCCCCAUUCAUAUGCAACCAGGGUGGACCCUGCUUAGCUAAGGGGACAAGUCAUGCUUGCUGCCACAAGACUAGUUGACCUCUCCACAGAAGGUUCUUGCCUUCUGUGCCUGACAAGAGCUCUAAGUCCUGAGAGGACCAAAGGAAAUUAUGGUCCUUAUACAAAAUCAGAUCACUGGUCAAGCUCAGUAUUGUCUACACUGACUGGCAGCAGCUCUCCACAAGGUUCCUGGUUCACACCCUGGCCACCUGUAUUGCAUUUUCCACCUAUGGCAUGGCUCAAGAGUGGCGUUAGGCAUACUUGAGAAGAAAAGAGUGCCAUUUGGAAUCACAAGCUGUAUGAACACGUCCUGUGGUUCACUGAAGCAUAUAUGGCUUCAGGCAGGGGUUCCCACCCUGGGAGCUGCAGUCCCACAGUAUCUAGGGAGCUGAGUUUGAAGACCCCUGGCUUAAUGCGUACCAGGUUUUCAGCUCCUUUUCUUAAGUUGAUCAGGUGAUUGGUCUGCAAGGGACCAAUAUGUGCUGGCAAUUCCAGUUGGCAUUCUCAGAUUAUUUGUACAGGACAAUCUUUAUUGCAAAUUCUGGCAGGCAAGAGGGUUACUCCUGAUUAGAAAUUCAAUUGGGGAUGUCAAUUGGUGGUAUAACCAAUGAAUGCCGGAAUUGCGUUGCUUGGCCAAAGCAAAAUUCCAUCAGGUCAGUCAGUGCUCUGUUUCCAGCAGCUGUCAGCCAGAUGUUUCUGAAAGCUCAGAAGCAAAACACGAUGAACCGUCUGUUGUUUCCUCCCCCCCCCUUCACGGCCCAGGAUCCAGCUGUUCGUAGGCACAAGUUGUUUCUAGUGAUGCACAAGUUUUGUGGCUGUUUUUAAUCCAUGGGGUCCUAGUUUCAGGGUAUUGCUUUUCUUGCAAUCUAGCUCUUUCUUUUUUAUAUACAGGUUUUAGAACUGGCAUUUGUGCCAUGGGCCUAGAGAGAUGUAGCUGUAACUGAUAUCCCCCCCACCUCCCACUCUUUGUAAUAUUUUUGCACUCAAAAUGGCUUUUGGAAGAGAGGGGGUUGGGGUUCAUCUUUUCUGGAAAAUUAAAAAUGUCAUUUUAUGCCAAA